Messenger RNA from Morone saxatilis (striped sea-bass), 2456 nucleotides. RefSeq names its product serum/glucocorticoid regulated kinase family member 3 (gene sgk3). Gene Ontology annotation, biological process: protein phosphorylation. Lineage: Eukaryota; Metazoa; Chordata; Actinopteri; Moronidae. The record is from RefSeq and is a predicted model, not a curated record. The coding region runs from base 317 to 1795 and encodes 492 amino acids. Gene Ontology annotation, molecular function: phosphatidylinositol binding; ATP binding; protein serine/threonine kinase activity. The transcript is spliced from 17 exons.
ACGAAUUUCAUUGGAACUUUCUACGGCCAGGAAAGACUGAUGUUUCCUGCUCCUCUGUCCGCGUACGGGCACUGAGGGGAUACACUCUGAGUCUGAGGGCUAUUUGGGGACUUUUGACUCAAGCGAAACCGGGGAAAUGUUAAAUGUACUGACAGUUUGAAUGCUGUAGAACCAAAUAUCCCCACUGGACCUACGGAAAUAGAUGAACACCGCGUCGAGAUACUGUAAGCAGUGACCCAGGAUGGGGAUGGGCCAGUUGUAUACUUGAAGUCUUAUUCUGAGGAGGACGCAUCAUUUUAUGGCCUUGCACCUUUGAAUGCCGACAGCUUCUAAGAUGGAGGAGCAACCCAGUCUCCCCAAUGUCAGCAUACCCUGCCACAACGAGCAGAGGGACAAGAAAAAGCGUUUCACAGUUUACAAAGUGAUAGUCAAUGUUGGACAGCAGGAAUGGUUUGUCUUCAGGCGUUAUGCAGAGUUUGAUAAACUUUACAACACAUUAAGGAAACAGUUUCCAUCUUUGAACUUAAAAAUUCCUGCCAAGAGGAUAUUUGGGGACAAUUUUGAACCCGAGUUCAUCAAGCAAAGAAGAGCAGGAUUGCAUGAGUUCAUCAAGCGAAUCGUCUCCCAUCCUCAGCUUUGCAACCAUCCAGAUGUGAGGACCUUUCUACAGAUGGACAAAAUGCAACACUUAUCCGAUGCCUCUGAGGAUGAAGAUGACAAAAACAACUCUACCUCCAGAAACAUUAACCUGGGACCCUCUGGAAAUCCACAUGCCAAGCCAACAGACUUUGACUUUUUAAAAGUCAUAGGAAAGGGCAGUUUUGGGAAGGUUUUUCUUGCAAAACGAAAACAUGAUGAAAAGUAUUAUGCAGUCAAGGUCUUACAGAAAAGGGUCAUUCUCAACAGAAAAGAGCAAAAACACAUCAUGGCAGAGCGCAACGUGCUGCUGAAGAAUGUGAAACACCCUUUCCUGGUUGGGCUUCAUUAUUCAUUCCAGACCACAGACAAGUUAUACUUCGUCCUUGAUUUCGUCAAUGGAGGAGAACUUUUUUUCCAUCUUCAAAGAGAGCGGACCUUUCCAGAGCCCAGAGCAAAAUUCUACAUUGCUGAAAUGGCAAGUGCACUGGGAUAUCUGCACUCUCUCAACAUUGUUUACAGAGACUUGAAGCCAGAAAACAUUCUCCUUGACCAUGAGGGGCAUAUCAUUUUGACAGACUUUGGAUUGUGCAAGGAAGGCAUUUCCCAGACAGACACCACCACUACAUUUUGUGGAACACCUGAGUAUUUAGCUCCAGAGGUCCUAAGGAAGCAGCCGUAUGAUAACACAGUAGAUUGGUGGUGUCUGGGUUCAGUGCUGUAUGAAAUGCUCUUUGGUCUGCCGCCAUUCUACAGCAGGGACACACACGAAAUGUAUGACAACAUCCUCCACAAGCCGUUGGCGAUGCGCCCUGGUGCGUCCAGCACAGCGUGGUCUCUCCUCCAGGGCCUGCUGGAGAAAGAUGGCCCACACAGACUGGGGUCUAGGGAUGACUUUAAUGAGAUCAAAGCACACAGCUUCUUCUCCUCCAUCAACUGGGAUGACCUUGUACAGAAGAAGAUCCCUCCCCCAUUUACACCCAAUGUGAGCUCUUACUGCGACAUCUCAAACUUCGAUCCUGAGUUCACAGAUGAGAUGGUCCCCAACUCUGUCUGCUGGUCUCAAGAUCAUUCCAUAGUCAACGCCAGUGUAAUGGAGGCAGACGAUGCCUUUGUGGGCUUCUCUUACGCCCCACCUUCUGAUGACUCCUUCCUAUGAAACAUUCCCAAUGAGGUCUUUAACUGCCUUAACCAUCUUAACGACUUUUGACUAAAGGGAAGAAUUUCUACCAUGGAUGAACUUGUUCUGUGAAGCCAAAGCAAGCAGCUGAGAAGAAACAGCACUUACAACAGAUUUUGGUUUGAACAGUGUGCCAGAAAAGUCUUUAUAUUUUACCAAUUUGUAUUUAUAUAAAUAUAUAUACAUAAGAGAUGAUAUUUUUAAGAAUUAAGGACAGACAUCCUCUAUUAAUAUAAUUUCUGGUGGUUUCAAAAGAGCCUUUAUAAAGCCUUAAAUUUGUCCCUUAAAUGAAAUCAAUAAGCAGUUUUCUGAAAAACUUGAAAGAAUUCACUGUCCAUGUAAUUACUGUACAAAUAAACUCAUGUAUCAUACAUUUGAUCUAAGCUGGAAAUAGGGAUUACUUGAGAGACCACUGAAUAAAGCAUCAUGGUUUAUAGGUCACAUUUGUAUAUUAAAAAAGUCUUCUACGUCUUAAGUUACCUUUCAGUUUUUCUUUGAGUUGUUUUUUUUUUUUAUUGGAUUGUUUGUGUUUAUUUUUUGCCUUAACUCAUUUGCAGAAAUUAGAAACCCACAAUGCUUUGCUUCGCCUGGCAACUAAGUAGGCCUUUUACUCCUGCACAGUAAUAAAAAAUAUCAAAGA